Molecule: messenger RNA, 8115 nt
Organism: Thlaspi arvense
Lineage: Eukaryota; Viridiplantae; Streptophyta; Magnoliopsida; Brassicales; Brassicaceae
Source: the annotation of a GenBank genome assembly
AACGCGACGGCUUCUUCUUUCAGAAAACAUAACGGAGAGAGAGAGAGAGAGAGCACAACGAUACAGAAGAGAAGCGAAGGUCGCAGAGAGAAGAAACACGCGGCGACAGAGAUUUCCCGGCGAAACGGGAACAGAUAGAUAAUAGAUUUAGUGAGAGCUUCUAGGGUUUUCUUCUCGAUUUGUCUUCUUUGACCUCGAUCUAUUCUCUUCUUCUGGAUAAAUUUUCAUCCUUCUCACGUUCAUUCAAAUUCCUCCCAGCUCCAUUCAAGGUUUCUUGAUCCGUUUCUCUAGGUUUCCUUAUCCUCCCGGUUGUUGACGGCGACGAACUUGGGCGGUGGAUUCUGAAGCAUGAGUGUUGAUUUCCCCGGAAAAGGGGAAACUUAGGGAAGCGUUGGGUAAAAGAGAAAUUGGUGGGGUUUCCAUGAGCGAUGGGGGUGUCGCAUGCAUGCCUCUGCUGAAUAUCAUGGAAAAGCUUCCAACUGUGGAGAAGACGCUUUGUGGAGGCAACAAUGACACCAAGAGUGCUGGUACUUCGGAGAAUGGUCACACAUCAAUCUCAAAUAAGCUCCCGGAGUCUCAGCCAGCUAAACCCUCAGCGUCUCAGCCACCUAAGAAGAAGAGAAUUGUGAAGGUAAUUCGUAAAGUUGUCGUGAGGAAGCCCAAGCAGAAACAACCGCAGAAACAAGCAGAGGAGCAGCCGAAACUGCAGGUAGUGCAACCCCCUGGAGAAUCUCAGCUGCAGCCGAAAGAUCAGGAUGAGCAAGAUAAGAAGAGCGAAUCUGUUCAGGGAAAAGGAGGAACUGUGGAAAACGGUGGAGACUCUGGGUUUAAGGAUGAAGUGGAAGAAGGUGAAUUGGGUACGAUAAAGUCUCAUGUGGGUUUGGAGAACGGUGAGAUCUCUCCAGUAUUGUCGUUGCAGAGGAGUGAGAUCGAAAAGGGCGAGAUCGCUGGGGAGAGUUGGAAGAAGGAUGAAACCACGAAGGGGGAUUUCAGUAACCUGCAGUAUCAUAAAGGGUAUGUGGAGAGAAGGGAUUUUUCCACAGAUAAGUACAGGAAAGAAGAGAGAGAAUUCAGAUCAUGGAGAGAUCCCAGUGAUGAAAUUGAGAAUGGGGAGUUCAUCCCAGACAGAUGGCAUAAGGAUGAUCAUAGUUACACCAGAUCUCGUAGGAAUGGAGCAGACAGAGAGAGAACGUGGAAAUAUGAAUAUGAUUAUGAACACGAACGAACCCCGCCUGGUGGAAGGUUUGCGAAUGAUGAUAUGUAUCGCCGGAGAGAGUUCAGAAGUGGGAAUGAAAGAGCUUCGAGGAUCAGUUCUAAAAUUGUAAUAGAGGAUAAUUCACACAAGAACGAAUACAACAAUCCCAAUAAUCUCGUAAAGGAGUACUCUUCUACUGUGAACAAAUUGAAGCGACACGCAGCUGAACCAGAUAGCACUGAGCGCAAACACCCCUAUGCUGAUUAUGGGGAUUAUGGAAGCUCCAAGUAUAGAAAAGUUUCUGAUGAUUGUUCCCGCUCUCUUCACUCUGACCACUAUUCGCGGAACUCUCUGGAGAGAAUGUACAGAGAUUCCUAUUCAUCAAAAACUUCAUCUCUGGAAAAGUAUCCUAGAAAGUACCAAGACUCAUCUUUCCCUGCCAGGGCUUUUCCAGACAGACAUGGACACAGCCCUGCACGAUCUGAACGGUCCCCACACGACCGGUCUAGGUACCAUGAACACAGAGAUAGAAGUCCAGUCCAUCGGGAGAGGUCGCCAUAUGCCCGAGAGAGAUCGCCAUACAUCUUUGAGAAGUCUUCACAUGCUCAUAAAAGGUCUCCACGUGACCUCAGCCGACACCAUGAUUAUAGAAGAAGUCCAAGUUACUCGGAGUGGUCACCUCAUAGGCCUAGUGAUCGCAGGGACUGUACUCCUAACUAUCUGGAAGAUCCCCAGAGCGAUCGUAACAGGCGUAAUGGCCACAGAGAAAUAAGCAGAAAAGGUGGAGUUAGGGAGAGGAGAGAUUCUCAGAUUGGUAUGGAGCUUGAGAAGAAGCACAGAAAUAAGGAUUCUAAUGGAAAAGAGUCGACCUCAUCAAACAAAGAAUCGCAAGGUAAAAACGUUUUGUACAACAAUAAUCCGGUGGCUGAGAAAAAUUCUGUCGGUUAUCAAACCAAGAUUCCAAGUCCGUGUGUAAAAGGAAAAGAAUCUGUGCAAGUUGGCGAAACCCCUUCCGAAGAGUUGCCAUCAAUGGAGGUAGAUAUGGACAUUUGUGACACACCACCUCAUGAGCCUUCGGCGACUGACACAACACCGCAUGAGCCUAUGGCGGCUGAUUUAUCCUUGGGGAAGUGGUUUUAUCUUGAUUACUGUGGCGUGGAACAUGGGCCUGCAAAGUUAUCCGAGCUUAAAGCUCGUAUGGAGCAAGGCAUUCUUUUCUCUGAUCAUAUGAUUAAACAUUCAGAUCAUAAUAGGUGGGUCACUAUUGAAAAUGCAUCAUCUCCUGUGGUCACCAUGAAUUUUCCAUCGGUAGUGUCAGAUGCAGUGACACAGCUUGUCAAUCCUCCUGAAGCGCCAGGUAAUUUACUAGAAGAUAUUUCAGAUGCUGGCGAAGCAGUUUCUAUGGAGCAGGAAGCUGGAGAUUCCUUGCCUGAUUCAGGGUCCAUACUUGAUUCAAAUGAAGAUUUAGUAGAUCAUCAUGAAAAUUUCCAAAUUGAUAAGAGGAUCGCGAGUCUCUUGGAGGGUUAUACUAUCACCCCUGGCAGGGAACUUGAAACACUUGGAGAAGCACUACAGGUUGAAGUAGAGCUUGAAGAGACGAGAAGUUCUGUGAGUUUGGAAGUUUCCAUUCCCAACUUUGCCAACUUCUCUUACUAUCAGGAAACAGAACGAUACAAAUGUGUAUAUCUACUAUAUAUCACCUGGCAUCGCUAUGAAGUGGAAGAUCCGGAGGGUCACCUGGCUAAGAAGUUGUCGGUACGUUCCGAGCCCAAGACAAAGGAGAUCGGAGAAUUUCAGUCAGACAAUGUUGAUAGUUUGGAGAGCCAUGAGACAGGUAGCUGGUUUUCAGGUCGGUGGUCUUGCAAAGGCGGGGACUGGAUAAGACACGAUGAAGCUUCUCAAGAUAGAUAUUACAAAAAGAAAAGGGUUCUGAAUGAUGGUUUCCCGUUGUGCUUGAUGCAUAAGUCUGGUUAUGAGGAUCCUCGGCGGCAUCACAAGGAUGAUUUGUAUCUUCCUCUCGGUAGCUCUAGGCUUGAACUUCCCCUGUGGGCUUUUUCUGGUGUAGAUGAGAGAAAUCAAGCGAGGGGAGUAAAGGCUAGUGUGCUGUCUGUAGUCAGGCUUAACUCAUUGGUGGUUAAUGAUCAAGUUUCAUCAGUUCCUGAUCCCCGUGUAAAAGCUCGUGGUAGGGAAAAGUGCUCUUCAAGGCCUGCUCGUCCAUCCCCUGCAUCUGGUGAUUCCAAGAGGGAAUCAGUCGAAAGUCAUUCUCAAUCAACAGCUUGCGAUAGUCAAGAUAUGCAGGGAUUUUGGAGAACCGACAAAUCUGGUAACACCCCUAGGGAUCGUCUGUGUACAGUUGAUGAUUUGCAAUUGCAUUUGGGUGAUUGGUUCUACAUGGAUGGGGCUGGGCAAGAACAAGGACCUCUGCCAUUUUCGGCGCUCCAGAUAUUGGUGGAUAAAGGUUUCAUAAAGAGCCACAGCAGUGUCUUCAGGAAAUCUGAUAAAAUCUGGGUCCCUGUUACUUCUAUCACAAAAACUCCUGAAACCAUUGCCAAGGUUGAGGGGAAAAACCCAGCUAUGCCUUCAGAUUGUAAAGGCCUUGUUGUCGCAGAGUCACAUGAUUCCAAUCUUUCUGAAGUGGGCACAAGUCUAAGCUCGUUCCAUGGUAUGCACCCUCAGUUUAUUGGUUAUUUCCGUGGGAAACUCCAUCAGUUGGUUAUGAAAACAUUCAAGAGCCGGGAGUUUUCUGCUGCCAUAAACGAUUUUUUAGACUCUUGGAUCCAUGCAAGACAGCCAAAGAAAGACACUGACAAGUACAUGUACCAAUCUUCAGAAUUUGAUUCAUGCUAUACGAAAAGAGCUCGAUUGAUGGCUGGUGGAAGUGGAGAAGAAUCUGAAGUGAAAGAUGCACAAAUGUGUCAGGAGGAUGAGUUAGCAUUUGAGGAUUUAUGUGGGGACGCUACCUUCCAUGUUGAAGCAAGUGGAUCUUCUGGCACCGUAGGGAUUUACUGGGGUCUGUUGGAUGGUCAUGCACUAGCAAGGGUGUUUCAUUUGUUGAGAUAUGAUGUAAAAUCACUUGCAUGUGCCUCCAUGACUUGUAGACAUUGGAAGGCCACUGUUAAUUCAUACAAGGAUAUUUCAAGACAAGUUGACUUAUCAUCUUUGGGUCCUAACUGCACAGAUUCUAUGCUCUGGAGUAUCAUGAACACUUACAACAAGGAGAAGAUAGACUCUAUAAUUCUGGUCGGCUGUACAAACGUGACUGCUAGCAUGCUUGAGGAAAUUCUUCGUUUAUUUACCCAUAUAUCUUCUGUAGACAUCACAGGCUGCUCCCAGUUUGGGGGUUUGACACUGAACUAUAAAAAUGUAAGUUGGCUCAGACGCCAGCAUCCUCGAUCAGGUGAUUUGCAUACCAGAUUAAGGAGUCUGAAACAGAUUCCAGAUGUUGCUAAGUCUAAGGGCUUAGGGGGCGAUACAGAUGAUUUUGGUAACCUUAAGGAUUACUUUGAUCGAGUCGAAAAGCGAGACUCAGCCAAUGAGUUAUUCCGAAGAAGCUUAUACAAACGCUCAAAAUUGUAUGAUGCAAGGAGAUCAUCGGCGAUUCUAUCCAGGGAUGCUCGUAUCAGGCGAUGGGCGAUUAAAAAGUCAGAACACGGGUAUAAGCGAGUGGAGGAAUUCCUUGCUUCAAGCCUUAGAGGCAUCAUGAAGCAGAAUACUUUUGACUUCUUUGCUUUAAAGGUUGCUCAAAUAGAGGAAAAAAUGAAAAACGGUUACUAUGUUAGUCAUGGUUUGAGAUCUGUCAAGGAGGAUAUCAGCCGGAUGUGCAGGGAAGCAAUUAAAGGGAGAAAUCGGGGAGGCGCAAAAGACAUAAACCGGAUCAUCGCACUGUUUAUUCAACUUGCAACACGUUUGGAAGAGGUCUCGAUGAUUACUUCUUCAUAUGGAAGAGAUGAAUUAAUGAAGUCAUGGCAAGAUGGCUCAGGGCUCUCAUCAGCCUCUAAGUACAACAAGAAGUUGAGCAAAUCAGUAACUGAAAAGAGGUACAUGAGCCGGACUAGUGACACAUUUGGUGGAAAUGGUGCUUUGGAUUACGGAGAAUAUGCAUCUGACCGAGAAAUCAAAAGGCGUUUGUCUAAACUGAAUCGUAAAUCAUUUAGUUCGGGAAGUGAAACAUCUUCCGAUCUUUCUGACAAUGGCAAGAGUGAAAAUUAUAGCUCAGCUUCAGCUUCAGAAAGUGAAUCGGAUAUCCGUUCAGAAGGUCGAUCACAGGACUCACGCGUCGAAAGAUACUUCACAACAGACGAAUCCUUUGAUUCUGUGACUGAAGAGCGUGAAUGGGGUGCACGAAUGACCAAAGCUAGUCUUGUGCCACCAGUCACUAGGAAGUAUGAAGUGAUUGAAAAGUACGCAAUUGUCGCGGACGAGGAGGAGGUACAACGAAAGAUGCGGGUUUCUUUACCAGAGGACUAUGGUGAGAAGCUUAAUGCACAAAGAAAUGGUAUUGAAGAGUUAGAUAUGGAACUUCCUGAAGUCAAGGAGUAUAAACCAAGAAAGCGACUUGGCAAUGAGGUUUUAGAGCAAGAGGUUUAUGGAAUCGAUCCUUACACCCAUAACCUCUUACUUGAUUCAAUGCCUGGAGAAUUGGACUGGUCACUGCAGGAUAAACAUUCAUUUAUAGAAGAUGUAGUCUUACGUACCCUGAACAGACAAGUCAGGCUGUUCACUGGAUCUGGAAACACCCCCAUGGUAUUCCCUUUAAGGCCUGUGAUUGAAGAGCUCAAAGAGAGUGCUCGUGAAGAGUGUGAUAUACGAACACUGAGGAUGUGUCAAGGCGUCUUAAAGGCUAUAGAAAUUCGUUCUGAUGAUAAUUAUGUUUCUUAUCGGAAGGGCCUCGGUGUUGUGUGCAACAAACAAGGUGGUUUUGUCGAAGAAGAUUUUGUUGUUGAAUUUCUUGGAGAGGUUUAUCCUGUUUGGAAGUGGUUUGAGAAGCAAGAUGGAAUUCGUUCCUUACAGGAAAACAAAACUGAUCCUGCACCAGAGUUUUACAAUAUAUAUCUUGAAAGACCAAAGGGUGAUGCCGAUGGAUAUGAUUUAGUUGUUGUUGAUGCCAUGCACAAGGCUAACUAUGCGAGUCGAAUCUGUCACUCUUGCCGACCUAACUGUGAAGCUAAGGUUACUGCGGUGGAUGGACACUACCAGAUUGGCAUCUAUUCAGUACGUUCUAUUGAAUACGGCGAAGAGAUAACUUUUGAUUACAAUUCUGUAACUGAGAGUAAGGAAGAAUAUGAAGCGUCUGUUUGCUUGUGCGGUAGCCAAGUAUGCAGAGGCAGCUACUUGAAUCUCACUGGCGAAGGUGCAUUUCAGAAGGUGUUGAAGGAAUGGCAUGGUCUGCUGGAUCGACACAGACUGAUGCUAGAAGCUUGUGUACUGAAUUCAGUUUCAGAAGAAGAUUAUCUGGAGUUGGGAAGAGCUGGACUGGGAAGUUGUUUACUUGGUGGGCUACCAGAUUGGGUGGUUGCGUAUUCUGCUCGUGUGGUGCGGUUCAUUAACCUCGAGAGAACUAAGCUUCCAGGUGAAAUUCUUAAGCAUAAUUUGGAAGAGAAGAGGAAAUAUUUUUCAGAUAUACACCUUGAUGUUGAGAAAAGUGAUGCUGAGGUUCAGGCUGAGGGUGUCUACAAUCAGAGGCUUCAAAAUUUGGCUGUUACACUUGACAAGGUAAGAUAUGUUAUGAGACGUGUGUUUGGGGAUCCAAAGAACGCUCCUCCUCCGCUGGAGAGGCUUUCUCCUGAAGAAACAGUCUCAUUUUUAUGGAGCGGGGAUGGCUCCUUCGUUGGUGAGCUUCUUCAGUGCCUGUCACAACACGUGGAAGAAGGCAUUAUUAAUGAACUCAGAUCCAAGAUUCGUGCCCAUGAUCCAUCUGGAUCUGCUGAUGUCCUUAAGGAACUUCAGAGAUCAUUACUUUGGUUGAGAGAUGAGAUCCGAGAGCUUCCUUGUACAUACAAGUGUCGGAAUGAUGCUGCAGCUGAUUUGAUUCACAUUUAUGCCUACACAAAGUGCUUCUUCAAAGUUCGGGAAUACAAGUCCUUUAUCUCUUCUCCUGUAUACAUUAGCCCGUUAGAUUUGGGGGCCAAGUAUGCUGACAAGUUAGGCGAGAGUAUAAAGGAGUACCGGAAGACUUAUGGCGAGAACUAUUGUCUCGGGCAGCUAAUUUACUGGUAUGAACAGACAAACAGUGAUCCAGAUGUUACGCUGGUGAAAGCAACCAGAGGUUGCUUGUCUUUACCAGAUGUUGCUUCCUUCUAUGCAAAGGUUCACAAAUCAUCUAAGAAUCGUGUUUAUGGCCCAAAGACAGUGAAAACAAUGGUUUCACAGAUGUGUAAGCAACCUCAAAAACCGUGGGCAAAGGACAAAAUAUGGAUGUUCAAAAGCUCUCCGGGAGUAUUCGGAAGCCCGAUGUUCGAUGCCAACCUCAAUGACUCGUCACUCGAUAAAGAACUGUUGCAGUGGCUAAGAAACAGACGGCAUGUCUUCCAAGCGACAUGGGAUAGUUAGUUAAAAAAAAGGGAAACCUUUAUUAUUCUAGAAGGUUUCCCUUUCGGGAAAGAGAGCAGCCAAGGCAAAACACACAGUUACUAUAGAUAGUCUUUUAUCAAGUGAGCCCUCAGCUUUCCCCACCCCACAUUCUUGUGUAUAGCUUUUGCCAUAUAUGUGAUUUUGGAAAAUUGACAAUAGCUUCUUUGGGUUAAUUGUUAUUCUCAUUAGAUUUAGGCUCACAUAAUUUUCAGAGAGGAGAAUCAUUUGACUAGCUUGUAUCUCCUCUUACCUUAGCAAUAAAAUUUCUCGUGUUCUUGUUCCUAUAUCUAUUAAACCUUGGCACCAAAGAAGAAAAGAAGGAAUAUAAAUCCAAGGUUAUACAAUCUUUC